CCCAUGGGGCGGCGUGCGCGGCGUUGAGGGCUCUCUGCUCGGCCUCUGUCGCUGCCAUGUCGCGACUUAUCGUGAAGAAUCUCCCCAAUGGGAUGAAGGAGGAGCGUUUCAGGAAGCUCUUUGCUGCCUUUGGCACGCUCACUGACUGCUGUCUCAAGUACACCAAGGAUGGAAGGUUCCGGAAAUUUGGCUUCAUUGGCUACAAGUCUGAGGAUGAGGCUCAAACAGCCCUGAACCACUUCAACAAAAGCUUCAUAGACACUUCCAGAGUCACAGUGGAGCUGUGCAAGUCUUUUGGUGACCCUACAAAACCCAAAGCCUGGAGCAAGCACUCUCAGAAGGGCCCUGCCCCAGAAAAGCAGAGCAAGGAGCCCUUGGCAAGUGCAGCCACAAAGAAGGAUAAAAAGAAGAAAGAUCCAGUGGAUAACUUAAAGGAGCUGAAGGAAGAUAAAACAUUCCAGGAGUUCUUGGUGGUUCACCAGAAGAGGUCCCAGGUGGCCACUUGGGCUAAUGACACUUUGGCAGAGGAGCCCAAGAAGGGAAAAUCAGCCACAGCAGCAUCUGAUUACCUGAACUUUGAUUCAGAUGAGUCUGAGGAGCUGAGUGAGGGUGGGGAUGAACCCUCUGAAGAUGAGGAGGAGGGUAAAGGAAAGAAAGAAGGGAAGAAGGCAGCUACCAGCAAAGACCUCUCAGAUAUGGAUUACCUGAAAUCUAAAGUGGUGAAGGAUUCUUCCUCCUCAUCCAGUACAGAGGAAGAAACAGAGACUGAAGAAGAGGAGGAAAGUGAGACUGAGGAGGAUUCAGGCAUUGCAGAAACUCACCUGGAGAAGCAGGGGAAGCCAAAAGCCAAACAAACAGAGCAAAAAACACCAGUGGGGAAGAAGAAAAAAGGAUCCACACUAGAGAGCCAGGCCAGCUCAGGGGAAGCCAGCACUCCAUUCACAGUGAAACUUCGUGGGGCUCCCUCCAACAUCACUGAGCAAAAAAUACGGGAAUUUUUCUUCCCUCUGAAGCCAGUGGCAAUCCGGAUGGGGAAAAAGGGCCAGGGGAAGAAUUCAGGUUACAUCUUUGUUGACUUGAAGAGUGAAGCAGAAAUGCAAAGGGCCUUGAAGCGGAAAAAAGAAUUCCUGGGUGGACACACUGUGGAGGUGUCCCGAUGCAGGAACACCCCAAAAGAAACAGUUCCAGCAAAACCUGAGCACCAGCCCUGGCAAAGGACACUGAGGGAUGAUGAGGAGGAAGAGGACUUGUCUGAAUCAGGGAGACUCUUUGUCAGGAACCUGCCUUUCACCAGCACUGAGGAGGACUUGGAGAAGAUCUUUUCAAAGUAUGGGCCCCUCUCAGAGAUCCACUUCCCCAUUGACAAACUCACCAAGAAGCCCAAAGGAUUUGCUUUCAUCACCUACAUGAUCCCUGAGCAUGCUGUGAAGGCCCUGGCAGAGCUGGAUGGGCAGGUGUUCCAGGGCAGAAUGAUGCAUCUUUUACCCUCCACCAUCAAAAAGGAAAAAGUAGAAGAUGGAGAUGCAGAAGAAUCUUCUUCCUACAAAAAGAACAAAGAGGCCAAGGACAAAGCCAACAGUUCCAGCUCCCACAACUGGAACGCUCUGUUCGUGGGGACAAACGCUGUGGCUGAUGCCAUGGCCCACAAGUACAAUGCUGCCAAAAGCCAAGUGCUGGAUGCUGAGAGCAAAGACAGCGUGGCAGUGAGGGUGGCUCUGGGAGAAACGGAGCUGGUCCAGGAAAUCCGCCGGUUCCUCGUGGAAAAUGGAGUCAGCCUGGAUUCCUUCAGCCAGGCUGCUGGUGAGAGGAGCAGGACAGUGAUCCUGGUGAAGAACCUGCCAGCUGGCACCAGUGCCCUGGAGCUGGAGGAGCUCUUUGGCCAGCACGGGGACCUGGGCCGGGUGCUGCUGCCAGAGGGAGGCAUCACAGCCAUCGUGGAGUUCCUGGAGCCCACAGAGGCCAAGCAAGCCUUCACCAGGCUGGCCUACUCCAAGUUUCAUUCUGUGCCCUUGUAUCUGGAGUGGGCUCCAAUGGGGGUUUUCCUCAGCCCAUCCCCUCAGAAAAAAAAAGCUGUGGUUCCAGGAAAGGAGGGUGAAGCAGGGCUGGUUCCAGGUGAAGCUAUAAAAGACUCAGAGGAAGCAGCAGCAGAGGAAGAAGAGGAGGAGGAGGAGGAAGAAGAAGAAGAAAAUAUUCCUGGGUGUACCUUGUUCAUCAAAAACCUGAACUUUGCCACCACAGAAGACACACUGAAGGAGACAUUCUCCAAAGUGGGAGCCCUGAAGAGCUGCACAAUAUCCAAGAAGAAAGACAAAGCAGGCACUUUGCUUUCCAUGGGCUUUGGCUUUGUGGAGUACAAGAAGCCAGAGAGUGCCCAGAGAGCCCUGCGCCAGCUCCAGGGCUGCACUGUGGAUGGCCAUAAGCUGGAAGUGAAGCUGUCAGAGAGAGCUGUCAGGCCUGCUGUGAAAUCAGCCAGGAAGAAACAGACUGCCAAGAAGCAGAAAACUUCCAAGAUCCUGGUCAGAAACAUCCCCUUCCAGGCCACUGUCAAGGAAAUCAGGGAGCUCUUCAGCACCUUUGGAGAGCUCAAGACCGUCCGGCUGCCCAAGAAAAUGGCAGGAACAGGAUCCCACCGGGGCUUUGGCUUUGUGGAUUUCGUCACCAAGCAGGAUGCCAAGAAAGCCUUCCAGGCCCUGUGCCACAGCACCCACCUGUACGGCCGCAGGCUGGUGCUGGAGUGGGCGGACACGGAGGAGACGCUGGAAGCCCUGCGCCGCAAAACCGCCCAGCACUUCCACGACUCCCCAAAGAAGAAAAAACGAUCGGAGCUUUUGAAUGAAAUCAUGGAGCACCUGGAAGAGGAGGACAAUAACAAGGAUGAGGAUAUUUAACAGCUGCCUGGGCUCUGGUGAGGUCUGUGGCUGAUGGAUGGAGCAGGAGAAGCCUCCGUGAGGAGCCAGCCCACUUGUUGCCAGUGGAAUCCAGGGCUGAUUUAUGCCCUGUGUCCAGGUCCUGGGAUUCCCAGCCUUUGAAAUUCAGAGAGGAAAGAAAACCCUUGUCUGCUGGCAGCUCCCGAGCAUCACUUCUUAAAUCCAGGCAGGGAUUGAUUCCCUUCAUCUCAGCCCAACCUGGGGGAAGAGGAACCUGGAGCAAUGGACACUUCCCUGCUGACCUGGGGACUGACAGAACCUUCUCUUAAUAUCUGAAUUAAAUAAUUCCUGUACAUUAAAAAACACAUUCUGUACAUUAAAAACCAUAUUUUUAAUUUCCCAAACUGA
Messenger RNA from Agelaius phoeniceus (red-winged blackbird), 3275 nucleotides. It is a transcript of the gene RBM19, whose product is annotated as RNA binding motif protein 19. The record is from RefSeq and is a predicted model, not a curated record. Gene Ontology annotation, cellular component: nucleolus. Gene Ontology annotation, molecular function: mRNA binding. NCBI's taxonomy places the organism in Eukaryota, Metazoa, Chordata, Aves, Passeriformes, Icteridae.